AUGACGGCGACGGCCAGCAACAGGGCACAAGCCGUUGCGGCCCUCAAGCUGCAGCGGGAUCGCAGCGCCACGUACCAGCAAUGGGCGUUGCUCUUCCACCGCGCCAUCAUCGGCGACAUCACCGCCACGGAGCUGCAGCGCAAUAUUCAAGGCAUUGUCCUGCCAGAGUUUCAGCGUAUCAGCACGCAGCUGCGCACGCUGCAGAAAGCACUGACGGAGACGGCAGCCGAGACGGAGCAGCGCCAGAAUGGCCACCCCUCCCCCCACUCACCCACUGAAUCACCAGCGGACCCAGCAGACAGCAAGCAGCAGACGAGCGCGGCGCUGGCGAUGUGGAUCGAUCGCUUGCAAAACCUGGAGCGCGAGCACUACACAGUAACGCUGAGCUUGGCGAACCAGCUAGUCGAGCAUUGCACGUCAAACGUGUGUCUCGACUCGGAGAACGCGCCGUCGACAGCUGCGGAGGCAGGGAAGGCGGAUGAAGGCACACCGAGGCCCACGGGCGAGCCGGCGGACAUCAAGUCGCUAUUCAAGCCGGACAGCAGCGACGAUGAGCAGUACGAGUUGGUAGAGAGGCGCCCAAAUCACAUCGCGCACAGCCCUCCGGUGCCCGCCACCGCUGCCGCCUCUGCGCCUGCCCCAGCGCCUGCUGCACCAUCACUACGCGUGCACGACGUGGAGCGCUGCACCUUGCUACGGCUUAUUCCCACGCGCUACCACACACAUCUGUACUUUGUAGCGUGUCGCGGUGCCUUGGACGACCUCGGCGGCCCCUCCGACCACUCGGCGAAUGACGAUGACGUCGAUGGUACGGAGGGGGCCAAGGCACGCGAGGAGGAGGAGGAGGAGGAGCUCGUCGCGCUGCCCCCCAAAGGCGCCCGCAGAGACGGCGUACCCACCAUUGCACAUUAUACGCCGUCUGCUGUGGCGCGCCGAUGUGCGGGCUGGUCAAGCGCCGUGGCGUCCAUCAUCCACCGCCAGGAGUCGCUUCGCGCCGCCAUCGAAGAUUUAUGCGAAGAGUUGCAGGGUGAGAUCAGCGAUGAUGCGUGA
Leishmania mexicana MHOM/GT/2001/U1103 is the source of this 1050-nucleotide messenger RNA. RefSeq lists its product as hypothetical. The coding region runs from base 1 to 1050 and encodes 349 amino acids. The record is from RefSeq and is a predicted model, not a curated record. NCBI's taxonomy places the organism in Eukaryota, Euglenozoa, Kinetoplastea, Trypanosomatida, Trypanosomatidae. The transcript has a single exon.